Phytophthora nicotianae INRA-310 is the source of this 240-nucleotide messenger RNA. RefSeq lists its product as hypothetical. The transcript has a single exon. NCBI's taxonomy places the organism in Eukaryota, Oomycota, Peronosporomycetes, Peronosporales, Peronosporaceae. Bases 1 to 240 code for a protein of 79 amino acids. The record is from RefSeq and is a predicted model, not a curated record.
AUGCGUUUAACGAUCGUGCUGGGUGUUUUGACAGUUGUUAUCGCAUUGAUCCUUGCAACUGACGCCAUCGAGACUGCCGACAACGACAAGAAUAAUGUGAGGACAAGCGAUACUCAACUGAACGAGGAAAGAGCAGUUUCAGGAGGUCCACAACCAGGCGGCAUUGACAGCGGCCCCACUCAGGCAUGGACGAAUUUCAAGAAAUGGUUCAAAAAAUGGUUUAAGAAAACGUUUUCCUAG